Limanda limanda (common dab) is the source of this 1278-nucleotide messenger RNA. RefSeq lists its product as uncharacterized. The transcript is spliced from 9 exons. The record is from RefSeq and is a predicted model, not a curated record. Gene Ontology annotation, molecular function: protein binding. The coding region runs from base 43 to 1278 and encodes 411 amino acids. Lineage: Eukaryota; Metazoa; Chordata; Actinopteri; Pleuronectiformes; Pleuronectidae.
UAUCGUCCCACAGGGCAUCGGCCUAGCUCCCCAGCUGCCAGCAUGAUGAAGGACUGCCUGCAGUUCCUUAUCGAGCCGGCCAAAAAGCUCAAGACCCGACUCAAGGAGUCCCGUAAGCGGGUCAAACUUGAGAAGAAGGACCUGCCGGUGGAAAGUCAGUUGUUUAUCAUGGAAUUGGCUCGGGAGCUCAAUAGAAUUUGCCAGAGGUCAAACAUCCUCAGCCACAUCUGGACCAGUGAGGACAUCUGGCAGCCCAGUGUGUGUCGCGAUUUUAUCGUGGAGUGGGCCGCUGUUUUAGAAAAGAGAGUGCAGCCGAGGGUCAUACUGUCGGACUACCAGUGUGAAAAGCCCGAGAAGAAAGACUGGAAGGGUCACCUCCUCUGCAUGCUGGAGGCCGGAGGGGAGUGCGACAUGGGGCCCCACAAACGAGUCAUCAUGGACUGGACACGGGGGAUUAAAAGCAGGCCUCAGCCCACCGUCUGGCCAGGCGAGCCGGUGCUCAUGAUGCUCGACGACCUGGAGUUCCAGUGGAAGAGGGGUCGUCUCCCCAACCUGCUCCCCGCCAUGGAGCUGGUCAUGCUGUCCGUGCUGAACGCUGACAGCCCGGUGAAGGAGGAUGUGACUAAGCAGUGGCUGGUGAGAAAGCAGAGGAGCCAGAGUACUGACGCCGUCCGCUACAUCCCCCACAGCGUGUGGAAUUGGAUUUGCGAUGCAGCAGAGGACGUCACUCUGGACUCGGACUCCGCCAACCCAGACCUCAUCAUCUCCUCGGAUGAGAAACGCAUGCGCUGCGGCCUGGAGCGCCGCGACGCCCCGCGGUGCCGGCGGCGCUUCGACGGCUGGUGGUGCGCCACGGGCCAGGAGGGCUACACCUCCGGACGCCACUACUGGGAGGUGGAUGUGGGCGAGCGGGACUGGCGGCUGGGAGUCGCCAAGGCGUCCGCCGUGAGGCAGGGCUUCCGCUCGCUCAACACACUGACGGGCUACCUGACCCUGCGGCUGGAGAGGGGCUCGGAUCUGAAAGCGCUGACGGUGCCCGCCACCCCGCUGCCGCAGAGCUCGCUGCCCAGGAAAGUCGGGGUGUACCUGGACUACGAGCAGGGCCAGCUGUCCUUCUACGACGCGGAGAAGCGCCAGCACCUGUACACCUUCAACGAGAAGUUCGCAGAGGAACUGUACCCGGUGUUCGGGACCGUGGAGGUGGUGAACGACCUGGUUGUCAGGCCUGCAGAUGUCCGACAGCCGUGCCUCUGCCCCGGGCCCUGCCUCUGGAACUGA